AACUGACAAAAACAAACGGAGGACAGAAAGACGGCAGAGAAGAUAUCAGAAAAUUGUAUUUAACCGCAUUUAACCAUGGUUUCCCGAUUCGACCAACAAAAGACCAAGCACCAGCUCUUCCACGUGUCCCUCAGCCUGGCCACGAUCCUGAUCUGCAUGACGUACAUGCAGUAUCGCCGGAAUUGGGCGCAUCUCGGCAGCUUCUGGGACUCUUUGGUGGUGCCGAUUGUUUUUCUGGGCGAGCUGCUGAAAGUUGUAUUGGCCCGAUUCUACGGGCGGGUGGAGGAUGGCGUCCUGACCGUCAAACAGCGCCAGAAAAAGGCCGCGUACUUUACGCCGCGAGAGCUCCUAGGAGGAUUCACCCUGCAGUUUCUCUGCACACUGCUCUACGCCUUUAUAUGCAUCAUUUUGGGAGCUCCUGUGCUGGGAAACUACGAGCAGACUUUCGUCCUGGCCCUGCUAAUGACUCUGCUGACAGUGUCGCCCACUGUCUUUCUUCUCGGGGGCGGUGGAGCCCUCCAAGUGUGCUUCUGCGAGAAACCGGACUUUGUGACCAAGUGCGAGGACACUGCUCUGAAUCUCUUCAAGUACAAUGCGCUAGGCGGCAUUUUGGGCGCCUGGGCUGGAAGUGUAGUUGCGCCUCUAGACUGGGGACGCGACUGGCAGGCCUAUCCCAUUCCAAACGUGAUUGGAGCCCUCUUGGGCAGCGCUCUGGGCAAUAUAUAUGCCUGCACGCACGUCCUCUAUGCCACGGCUCGUGUUUACAUGACCAAGAAACGCACCUAAGCCUAACUAAUAAAUGCUAUUAAUCCUGCCAACAAGAUUAUUACGUUGCGCUGCCACUGAAUUCCACACACACAUCCACGAAGAACCACGUCAUCUCGUCUAGUCAUCAGCUUAGGAACUACCAAAAAGCAAUUAACACUUUAAUGUUACAUGUUUAAGCAUUUUACUAGAGUGUAAUAUUAACUAAUUCUUUUUUUAAAUCAAUCAAUUAAUAAACUAACAAAUUAUGAAUUUA
Drosophila rhopaloa is the source of this 1021-nucleotide messenger RNA. RefSeq lists its product as uncharacterized. Lineage: Eukaryota; Metazoa; Arthropoda; Insecta; Diptera; Drosophilidae. The coding region runs from base 76 to 786 and encodes 236 amino acids. The transcript has a single exon. Gene Ontology annotation, biological process: GPI anchor biosynthetic process. Gene Ontology annotation, cellular component: endoplasmic reticulum membrane. The record is from RefSeq and is a predicted model, not a curated record.